Molecule: messenger RNA, 3529 nt
Organism: Jatropha curcas
Lineage: Eukaryota; Viridiplantae; Streptophyta; Magnoliopsida; Malpighiales; Euphorbiaceae
Biological process (GO): protein phosphorylation
Molecular function (GO): protein kinase activity; ATP binding; receptor serine/threonine kinase binding
Source: RefSeq, a predicted model, not a curated record
GUACGCCUACCAGCCUAUCAGUCGAGCCUUUUCCCAUCCUUACAGCCAAAUAGCCAAUUCUUUUAACCAGCGUUUCAAACUGCAUAAUGAAGCGUUCUUGCGCCAUUGCUAUCAUUCGUUUCUUCUGCUUUAGUUUGCCUACUUGUGCUAUGAUCUACGGAAAUAAUGAGACAGAUCGACUAGCUUUGCUAGAAUUUAAGUCUAAAAUAACUGAUGAUCCUCUUGGUGUCAUGACUUCAUGGAAUGCCAGUUUUCAUUUCUGCCAAUGGUAUGGUGUUCAGUGUGUACGGAGACACCAGAGAGUGACGGUGCUAGAUCUACGCUCUCUCAAGCUUUCUGGUUCCAUAUCACCCCAUAUUGGCAAUUUAAGCUUUUUAAGAGAAUUGUUCCUUCAAAACAAUAGCUUUACCCAAGAAAUCCCUCAUCAGAUCAGCCAUUUGCUCAGACUACAAACUUUGUUUCUUCAUAAUAAUUCCAUUGAGGGGGAACUUCCUUGUGUAAUUUUAACUAACUGUUCUAACCUUGUUUCUAUUAAUUUGGCAAGAAACAAACUGGUAGGGGAAGUUCCUUGUAAGCUUGGAUCCUCAUUGAAGCUCAAGUACAUGCGUUUUGGAAAAAAUAAUUUGACAGGGACUCUCCCUCCAUCUUUAGGGAAUUUAUCAUCUCUUCAAUACUUCUCUGUAAAUGGAAAUCAAUUGCGAGGGAAUCUUCCUCAUACUUUUGGCAAGUUGAAGAAUUUAAAGGAUUUAAUUUUUUCUAGCAAUCAGUUUUCAGGUACUAUCCCUUACUCCAUCUACAAUAUCUCUUCCAUUGAGAUUAUAGAUGCAGCAUUAAACAACUUCCAUGGCAAUCUUCCAAUUGACUUGGGCCUUCCAAAUCUGAUUCACUUUUGUAUUGUAUCUAAUAAAUUCUCUGGCUCAAUUCCUGCUUCAGUUUCAAACGCCUCCAACCUGCAAUCUCUUCAGCUAAGCAUCAAUGAUUUGACUGGAGCAGUUCCUUCUUUUGAGAAAUUGCAGUCUCUUUAUUUUUUAACUAUGUCAGAGAACCAUUUAGGAAGUAGUGCGACUGGGAAACCUAACAACGAUGACUUGAAGUUUCUUUCCACUUUGACUAAUGCCACCAUUUUAAGACUGAUAAGCAUAGGCCAAAACAACUUUGGAGGAGAGCUACCUCAAGAGACCGGAAACUUAUCGAAAAAGCUUGAGGCUUUUGAUUUAGGAGGCAACCAAAUAUUUGGAAACAUCCCAGCUGGAUUAUUUUCUCUUGAAAGCUUACAGGUAUUUAAUGCAUCAUCUAACAGAUUCUGGGGUACCAUUCCUCAUACCAUAGGAAAGCUUCAAAAUCUACGACUGCUUUAUCUAGAUUAUAACCAAUUCAUGGGAAGUAUUCCAUCUUCUAUUGGAAACUUGACAAAUUUGCUUCAAAUAGAUUUGUCUGACAAUAAUUUUCAGGGCAUUAUCCCUUCGAGUCUAGGCAAUUGCGAAACAUUAAUUUCUAUUGAUCUUAGUAGAAACAAUUUUAGUGGUUCUAUACCUUCUAAACUUUUUCAACUUUCUUCAUUAUCAUUAUAUUUUGGAUUAUCUGGAAAUCGAUUGUCAGGUUCCUUUUCCAAUGAAGUUGGAAAUUUGAAAAAUCUCCAAAGGCUAGAGCUUGGUAAUAACAUGCUAUCAGGAAAUAUUCCAACUAGUCUUGGCAGUUGUGUAAUUCUAGAGUUUCUCGACAUAAGCAGAAAUAACUUCCAAGGCUCCAUUCCUUCAUCAUUAAUUUCAUUAAGAGGCAUCGUAGAAUUGAAUGUUUCUCACAACAAUUUGUCAGGAAAGAUUCCAGAGUUUCUAAAGGCAUUCAACUCAACACAGACUUUGGAUCUAUCUUAUAAUGAUUUCGAAGGUAUGGUACCAACACAAGGUAUUUUCAAGAACGCAAGUGCAACGUCAAUAGCAGGAAAUAAAAGGCUUUGUGGUGGUAUACCUGAAUUUGGGCUACCUGCCUGUAAUUCCGAAGAACAAAACAAAAGAAUGACCAUCAAAUUGAAGAUAAUAAUCUCUACAGUUUCUGUGAUUACAAGCGUAGCACUUGUGCUUGUUUGUUUGUUUCUUUGCUACUCAAGGAAGAAAAAGGAAGGCUCUGCAUCCACACCUUUUGGCAAUGCUCCAUUGAACUUGUCCUAUCAAAGUCUUCUUAAAGCCACUAAUGGAUUCUCUUCAAAUAACUUGAUAGGCACAGGUGGCUCUGGGUCUGUGUAUAAGGGAGUUCUCGAUCCUGAGGGAAUUGUGAUUGCAGUGAAGGUGCUCGACCUUCAACGUCGAGGGGCUUCAAAGAGUUUUCUAGCAGAAUGUGCAGCCAUAAGGAACAUCAGACAUCGAAAUCUUGUCAAAGUACUUACAGCUUGUUCAAGUGUUGAUUAUCAGGGUAACGAUUUCAAAGCUUUAGUUUAUGAAUUCAUGAGCAAUGGGAGCUUAGAUGAUUGGUUGCAUCCAAUUCUUGGACCAGAUGAAGUGCCAAGGACUUUAAAUGUUCUUCAAAGACUUAAUAUUGCCAUUGAUGUUGCUUGUGCGCUCGAGUAUCUCCAUCUUCAUUGUGGAGCACCAAUUGUUCAUUGUGAUCUAAAACCAAACAACAUUCUUCUUGAUGAAGAAAUGACAGCACAUGUAAGUGAUUUUGGGUUGGCGAAGUUCCUUGCUGAUGACAGGCUAGAUUCUGCAAAUCAAUUUAGCUCUCUUGGACUGAGAGGAACUAUUGGAUAUUGUCCUCCAGAGUAUGGUGUGGCAGGCGAAGUAUCAACAUCUGGUGACAUUUUUAGCUUUGGCAUACUCUUGUUAGAGAUGUUUACAGGAAAGAGACCCACUGAUGAUAUGUUCAAAGAGAAUUUGAGCUUGCACAAUUUUGUUAAAGAAGCAUUGCUUGAACAUGUGGCCGGACAAGUCAUAGAUCUCAACCUUCUUCAUGUGCAACUCAAUGUAGAUGUAAUAUCAAGCAAUAAUCAGAAUUUUAGUACAAGGGGAAACAAUAUACUUAUUGAGUGCCUGGUUUCAAUACUUGAAAUUGGAGUUUCUUGUUCGGUUGAAUUCCCACAAGAGCGCAUGAACAUUGGUGAUGUUGUUGCUCAACUCUCUUCUGUUAGAAAUAAACUUUUGGGCUCUGGAUUAUUUCAGGGAGGAGAAGUUAGAAAUGCACUUCAACUCUACUAACUAAAUAAAAGUUGAAGCACAGAUAGUAAAACGUCCUCAUCUUCUGAUGAUAUAGUCUCAUAUACACUUCAUUUAUAUGUUUGUCAAAGUGAAGCAAAACAAUUAAUUAGAAAUCUCAGUUUUCUUUUUAUCACGGGUUUACAAGGUUGAUGAUGACGGAUGUAGAUAUGAAAUGUAGAUGUUAAGUAAUUCCCCAAACGCUCACAAAAAAUUGUUAUGUUUGUAAUGGUUUCUCUACUACCUUUUUCCAAGGUAAUGAAAUGUUGUAAUGUAGCAACCUCUGUUAUACAUGUUCGUAAUAUUGCCACUUGCAUGGCAGUUAGUACUGAGCUCUUGCUUAA